Messenger RNA from Eleginops maclovinus (Patagonian blennie), 5573 nucleotides. RefSeq names its product protein kinase C epsilon type-like. Gene Ontology annotation, cellular component: nucleus; cytoplasm. The record is from RefSeq and is a predicted model, not a curated record. Gene Ontology annotation, biological process: protein phosphorylation. Gene Ontology annotation, molecular function: diacylglycerol-dependent serine/threonine kinase activity; ATP binding. Lineage: Eukaryota; Metazoa; Chordata; Actinopteri; Perciformes; Eleginopidae.
AACAUCAGCACGGGGGUGACUGAAACCAGACCGUGGAACCGAGGAGGAGAAACCCCCCUUUACCUCCCUUUACCUCCCUAUGAUCCGCCCCUCCUCUGCGGCUCUCCGCUCGCUGCAGUCCGGCUGAAACAUCCCCCUACGCGCCGGUCCUCUGGAGCCUCCCACCCUGCACACGGUGCGAUGCAACACGGGCUUAAUGCUUCCAAGCAGUCCCGCUGCUGCAGUGUGUUUUAACACACACGGAUACACAUCUGGGGCCUUGUGUGCGUUUGUUUUUGUGGCAGUGCACGUCUGAGAAAUGCUGCCCUGUCUAUCUGUUGCUGCUGCUCAUGUGUUUGGGAUAUCUGCAGCAUUUCCGACAAGUGUAAGGGGAGUACGAGACGCUAACUCUGAGGAAAACAGGUUUUAAAUGUGGAUUUCUCUCCGUUUUAUUCCCCUGGAAGGAUUUCUGCCUGGAGGACCACCGGUCUAAACAGUAACUCUGAUUUAAAGGGGGCACAUUUGGAUUUGUCUGCGUGUUAUUCCACUGGAAGGAUUUGUGCCAGGAGGAGCACCGGUCAAAACGCUUACUGACGAUAACAUGUUUGUAAAUUUGGAUUUGUCUGCGUAAUACUCCACAGGAAGGCUUUCUGCCACCGGUUGUAGUGUUUUUCUGGAUAACCUGGGUGUGUUUUCACUGUAAACAAGUUGUAGCACAAGUGUUUGGGAGACCCCUGCCAUGGUGAUCUUCAACGGGCAGCUGAAGAUCAGGAUCCGGGAGGCUCUGGACCUGAAACCCACGGCCUGGUCCCUGCGUCACGCCGUCGGCCCCAAGACCCAGAGCUUCCUCCUGGACACGUACAUCGCUCUGAACGUGGAUGAUUCCCGGGUGGGUCAGACCUCCACCAAGCAGAAGACCAACAGCCCGGCCUGGAACCAUGAGUUCUGCACGGAGGUGCACGAGGGCCGGCGGCUCGAGCUGUCCGUGUUCCACGACGCGCCGAUCGGCUGCGACGACUUCGUGGCGAACUGCAUCAUCCAGUUUGAAGACAUCCUGCACAGCGGGAGCAAGCACUUCGAGAACUGGGUGGACCUGGAGCCGGAGGGCAAGGUGUAUGUUGUUAUCGACCUGUCGGGAUCUUCCAGUGAAGCUCCGGCGGGCUCCACUGAGAAUGAGGAGCGGGUGUUCAGGCAGAGGAUGGGUCCCAGGACGCAGGGGGCCGUCAGGAGGAGGGUCCAUCAGGUCAACGGACAUAAGUUCAUGGCAACUUACCUGAGGCAGCCCACCUACUGCUCCCACUGCAGGGACUUCAUCUGGGGCGUCUUAGGGAAACAGGGCUACCAGUGUCAAGUGUGCACCUGUGUGGUCCACAAGCGCUGCCAUGAGCUCAUCAUCACUAAGUGUGCGGGGAUGAAGAAGCAGGAGGACACCGUGGAGGAGCCCGUUGGUUCUCAGAGGUUCAGCGUCAACGUACCUCACAAGUUCAGGAUCCACAACUUCAAAGUGCUGACGUUCUGCGACCACUGCGGCUCUCUGCUCUGGGGUCUGCUGCGGCAGGGGCUCCAGUGCAAAGUGUGUAAAGUGAACGUCCACAGGCGCUGUGAGAGUAACGUGGCUCCUAACUGCGGCGUCGACGCCAGAGGAAUCGCUAAAGUCCUCUCUGACCUCGGAGUCACUCCGGACAAAAUCUCCAACAGCGCGCAGAGACGGAAAAAGCUGCUGCAGGGUCAGGACUCCCAGACGCCGAUAUCAGGGACGACGAAGACCGAAGACGAUCGCUCCAGGUCGGCCCCAACCUCCCCAUGUGACCCGGACGCGAAGGAGCUGGAGAACAUCCGGAAGGCUCUGUCCUUCGACCACCGGGGGGAGGAGCACAAGAAACACACCCUCUCCUCCCCCAAAUCUGUGGACACGGUGACGGAGGGGAGUCGUGCAGGAGGAGGAGGAGGAGGAGGAGUUGAUGGAGAACGGGAGAAUGGAGACGUCAAAAGUCACAUCGUUCUGGAAAUGAAGCGGAUGAAUCUGCACGACUUCCUGUUCAUCAAAGUCCUCGGGAAAGGGAGCUUUGGGAAGGUGAUGCUGGCCGAGCUGAAAGGCAGCGACGAGGUCUACGCCGUGAAGGUCCUGAAGAAGGACGUGAUCCUGCAGGACGACGACGUGGACUGCACCCUGACGGAGAAACGCAUCCUGGCGCUCGCUAGGAAACACCCGUACCUGACCCAGCUGUUCUGCUGCUUCCAGACCAAGGACCGCUUGUUCUUCGUGAUGGAGUACGUGAACGGAGGCGACCUGAUGUUUCAGAUCCAGCGAUCGAGGAAGUUCGACGAGGCCAGAUCUCGUUUCUACGCCGCUGAGGUCACGUCCGCUCUGAUGUUCCUGCACCAGCACGGAGUCAUCUACAGAGACCUGAAGCUAGACAACAUACUGCUGGACGCUGAGGGUCACUGUAAGCUGGCCGACUUUGGUAUGUGUAAGGAGGGAAUCCUGGACGGAGUCACCACCACAACCUUCUGCGGGACGCCAGAUUACAUCGCGCCCGAGAUCCUACAGGAGCUGGACUACGGGCCGUCGGUGGACUGGUGGGCUCUGGGGGUGCUGAUGUACGAGAUGAUGGCGGGCCAGCCUCCGUUUGAAGCCGAUAACGAGGACGACCUGUUCGAGUCCAUCCUCCAUGACGACGUCCUCUACCCCGUGUGGCUCAGCAAGGAAGCAGUGUCCAUCCUCAAAGCGUUCAUGACGAAGAGUCCUAACAAGCGUCUGGGCUGCGUGCCGGCUCAGGGUCUGGAGGAGGCCAUCAAGCUCCACGUGUUCUUCAAAGAGAUCGACUGGACGCUGCUGGAGCAGAGGAAGAUCAGACCUCCGUUCAAGCCUCGCAUCAAAACCAAAAGGGAUGUGAAUAACUUUGACCAGGACUUUACUCGAGAGGAGCCCAACCUGACGCCGACGGAGGAAAACAUCAUCAAGCAGAUCAACCAAGAUGAGUUCAAAGGAUUCUCCUACUUUGGAGACAAGACUGUGGACUAAACACACACACACACACACACACACACACACACACACACACACACACACACACACACACACACACACACACACACACACACACACACACACACUUAACAAACAUACACACAGCAUCUAUACAAAUCUUCAAGCAAAGAUAUAAUAUUUAAUGAAACACAGCCUCCUGAACUUUUCCAGAUUAUGAAGUCUCCAGGAAUUAUACUAGACCAUCGGUAUCUCUUAUGGUUACUUGUUGUUUGUGUGUUCGUGCAUACUGUAUGCCAUGCAACUAUAUGCUGACGCAGCAUGAUUGCAUACAUUGUGUGUGUGUGUGUGUGUGUGUGUGUGUGUGUGUGUGUGUGUGUGUGUGUGUGUGUGUGUGUGUGUGUGUGUGUGUGUGUGUGUGUGUGUGUGUGUGUGUGUGUGAUAGAUUAUAUGAAUGUAAGGGUGCAUGCAUGCAUAGUUGCAUACCUGUAGAACGAUGUGUUUGUCCUGUGUCUCCGUAUAAAAGAAUGUUUUUGUUCCCUCCACUUGUAUGUGAAUCUGUAGAAAAAUGGAACCGAUGAUUGUAUUUAGAGAAAGACAGGAAGGAGAUGAUGAGCUGUAAGAUGUUUGAAAUCAUGAUGGAAUUUGAAGUUUUAUAAAUGUUUUUAUUUUGAAAUGUAAGAUUUGAACUGUUAGCUAAAGAAGAUAACCCACAAAAGCGACUUUCUGACUUUUACUUGGUGCACUGUUUUCCUCCUCUCUUCAAAGUCUUGUUUCUUCACAAGCUAAAUGAUAUCAUUAGCCGUCAGCUAACACGCUUACGCUAUCUCACCACUAGUAGAGUCCAUUAGCCGUCAGCUAAUGGACCUCAAGACCAGGUGACAGGAAGUGGUAAAAAGCUCACUUAUCUCUGUGUUUUAGGACUCAUUCCUGCAACACUCUGUUUGACUUGAUGUUUGACAGUGGUAAAUUUGGUCCAAAGAAGCCAAAAAUGGUUCACUAAAAUCUGAAAACGUCAGAGUAGCCCUUUAGAAAAGUUACUGAAACUCUUUAACAUGUCUCCAGAUCCUGACAACCCUUCAUGACCACUAACUCAUAGAAAUGCCCUCAAUGUGUGUGUGUGUGUGUGUGUGUGUGUGUGUGUGUGUGUGUGUGUGUGUGUGUGUGUGUGUGUGUGUGUGUGUGUGUGUGUGUGUGUGUGUCACUGUGUUAAUGGUCUCUAUACUGGACCUACCGUCUCUGAUUCCACACGACAGUGGGGGUCGUACAUUGCACAGAGGUCAGUGUGUGAACACAUGUGACUCAGUGUGUUCAACUGAAUGUAUUCGCUCUGUGGCCUGUGUGUGUGUGUGUGUGUGUGUGUGUGUGUGUGUGUGUGUGUGUGUGUGUGUGUGUGUGUGUGUGUGUGUGUGUGUGUGUGUGUGUGUGUGUGUGUGUGUGUGUGUGUGUGUGUGUGCCCUGUUAUGCUGUUGUAUUUUUUAUUUAAACCGUCUUUUUGUUGUGUUGUUUUUAUUUGUUUGUCCGGCUCUUUGUUAAAACCCUGACACAGGGGUUAUAUAAGCUGUGUGUUGAUGCAUGUUGCAGGUCAGGACUUACAAGAACGUAUAAAAGAAUCCAAACAUCUUCGAGAAAACCACAUGUGCAAUACUCUGAAAGACUUUUCAUUUCUUUGUGUUUGUUCGGACGCUUUCCAUGCAACAGGUACACAGAAGACUACUGUACAAACUGUGAAUUAAGGGCACAUAAAGUCAUAACAAAGUUUCCUUCAAAGUGCAAGUAGUGGGAUCUAAAGAUGCAUUAGAAACAGUAGCUGUAAUAACACACUCACUCAUUGACAGCGGUGCAGAUUUAAAGAGGUCCUACAGUGCUUUUUGGGGGAAUCAAUGGUCUGCAGAGGCUAAAAUCCUCAGGCUUCUAUUGGCUCCCGCUCCAACACAUUGUGCAUGAUAGGCUAAGGGGCGGGACAUCUCUAAGCAGGUUGACCAAUCACAAAAGAGCCGGCCAGCUAACCAAUCAGAGCAGACUGGGCUCUGGUUUCAGACAGAGGGUGAAAAGAGAUGCUGCAGCACAGGCAGUAUGAGAAACAUAAAGAGCUUUCUGAACAUUAGAGCACGGAAACGAGCAGAGUAGGGCCCCUCCUUUAACUUCCCCAAACACCACGUCCCCUCUCUCUAUCACGUCUUUUCUCCUGAUGUUUCUCCUGCUGCAACUUUGUUGUUGUUUAUUUAAAAAGGUCCAUCCCUCUACGACCCACAGAGGACUUUCUCUCCUCCAUGCUAAAUGUUAUUUUCAAACCCACAUUCCCUUCAGAUCAAUGCUUAUUGAAGAGCAGACAGAAAAACAAUGUUGGAAUUCAUAUUUAUUGGAGGUUGGAUUUCAUUUGAAGCAGUAUUAUGAUUUCAUCUUCCUCGGGUCGUAUUCAGAAUGUUUGUACAUGUUGUUGUUGUUUUGUAUUUGUGGAGCUUUGUGUGUACAUUUUGCCAUCGGACCUGUGCACUUUUUUGUAUCUGUGUUUGUUUUUAUGUUACGCUGCGUGCCAAAUGUACUGUAUUUGAAAGGAUGUGUAUUUUCAUUUUGGAAAUUAAAAAUCAUGUCAGAAAGAAGA